Molecule: messenger RNA, 6940 nt
Organism: Ruditapes philippinarum (Manila clam)
Lineage: Eukaryota; Metazoa; Mollusca; Bivalvia; Venerida; Veneridae
Product: forkhead box protein K2-like
Exons: 11
Coding region: 29-2356 (775 amino acids)
Biological process (GO): regulation of transcription by RNA polymerase II
Molecular function (GO): protein binding; RNA polymerase II cis-regulatory region sequence-specific DNA binding; DNA-binding transcription factor activity, RNA polymerase II-specific
Source: RefSeq, a predicted model, not a curated record
UUGAUGUAAACAGCGAGGUACGAGGUGAAUGUUUUCUUUUUGGGCUGCCAUUUUGGUAGUGCUUUUCGACCUCGUGAUGUCUGUACAACAACCUUCAGAGAAUGAUGUCUGGGCUUUGCUCUCGCUCAAGUCAGCGCCAGCAAGUCCCUCAAAGAUUCAGUGGGCUCCAGAACCUCGUGGAACAUCUAUAGCGCGAUUGGAAGGAAGAGAUUUUAAGUUUGAUAUGCGCAAAACACGCGUUACGAUCGGCCGCAACAGCAGCAAGGGCGAAGUUGAUGUGAACAUGGGACAUUCUAGUUUCAUUUCUAGAGUUCAUUUAGAAAUAACAUUUGAGCAUCCUAAUUUUUUCAUGAAGUGUAAUGGCAAGAAUGGAGUUUUUAUUGACGGUAUAUUCCAGCGUAAGGGAGCACCGCCUUUGCAACUUCCAAGAUCAUGUGUAUUGCGUUUUCCCAGCACAAACAUCAAAAUCAGUUUUCAGUCAUUGGUAGAAGAAGAUGCCACUCAGCCAAGUAAUCCCCCACCUCCACCAGCAAGUCCGCCAAAGAAAAAAGUACUCCCACCAUUGAAGAUAAAUAUCCCAGAACCUAAUAGUAGUAUGCAGAAUAGUCCAUGUCCUUCACCAACAGGAACAAUUAGUGCUGCAAAUUCUUGCCCAACAAGUCCACGCGCUGGCUCAGCCCAUCGUUUAAUUGGUAUGUCAGACAUACAGAUGGCAGCAUUGACAGCAGCUGCUCAGCAUCAUAGACAGGAAGCAGAAAAAGCAGCGGAAAAUUCAAGUAUUGUUCAGACACCACCUUCAGCUACUUCAGAAGUCAGUGUUAGAGAUGAAUCAAAACCGCCAUAUUCUUAUGCACAAUUAAUAGUCCAGGCAAUAACAUCAGCUGUAGAUAGACAAUUGACAUUAAGUGGAAUUUAUGCGUAUAUCACUAAAAAUUAUCCUUAUUAUAGAAAUGCUGAUAAGGGCUGGCAGAACUCAAUUCGUCACAACUUGUCAUUGAAUAGAUAUUUUGUAAAAGUGGCUAGGUCACAGGAAGAGCCUGGGAAAGGAUCAUUUUGGAGAAUUGAUCCUGCUUCAGAAGCAAAAUUAACUGCACAGGCUUUCCGGAGACGAAGGCAAAGAGGGGUACCCUGUUUUAGAGCCCCAUUUGGUGGUCUCUCAUCAAGGUCUGCACCAACUUCUCCUAGUCACAUGAGUGGGAUGUUCACACCUGAUAGUUUAUCUCGAGAAGGUAGUCCAAUACCUGAAGAUGAGAUGUCCCAGCAGAUGAUGAUACAGCAACAGCAACAACAACAGCAGAUAGCAUUGUCAUCUGGUGUAGCUCAGAGAUCACAACCAAUGCUACCUCCAUCAGCAGACGAGUUGAGGUUAAAUCAGUCCAAUAAUGCAUUGCCUGCAAACAAUACAUUGCAAGGUCCUGGUGCUUUCAACCCAGUCACAAUCACAUCAUCGGCAUAUAAUAAUAAUAUUAGAACAGGUGCAGCUCUUCAUCAGUUACCAUCGGUCAUUAGUAAACCUAAGGUCAUUGUCACAAAUGGUACACAGGUCAUGUUAAAUGGACCCUCUGGUCUGACAGCACUUGCCAAUGGUGCAGCACACGUAGAAGUUAAAAAAGAUCCAUCCUCACAAAAUCCAGUGUAUGGUAUGGACCCAUACAGCUACAGCCUGGGUCCAAGAUUCCCACAAGGGAAAAGAUACUUCAUGUUCCCAUCUCUUGCAGAAAAGUUACAAGCUGUAGUCCCUAUAUCAACUGGUCAGAUGGUUCGACCUGUCACUCUGGUUGCUAAUCUGUCAGGUCAGCUUCAAGGUCCUGGGGGAGGGGGUGGUGGUGGUGGGGGACAACAAGCACAGCUAGCUACUGGAGGACUGCCUGGUGGAGCUACACCCCAGCAACUGGCAGCAGCAGCACAAGCCGGCCAACAAGCAGCACAUCAGCUCAUGUCUGCUCUAGCUGCACAGAAUACCUCUGUUUCAACACCAACUGGUGUUCCUGUCUAUAGCCAGGUUGCACAGUCACCAGUGACUCCAACUCAGCAACCUCUUACAUUAAUCUCCCAGUCAGGAGUACAUCUUGUACAGCAGGCCUUAUCACAGUCCUCGCCUAACACACAGUCUGUUAGUUUGCAACAGUUACAGCAACAUCUGCAGCAGCAGCAGCAACAACAACAACAGCAGCAGCAACAACAGAUUGUGAGCAAUUUAGCAACUCAACAACCUGUUUUGGUGACUGCCCUUACAAAUGCCCCGGUAUCCAUUGCAACAAAAAGAGCUUUAGAAGAUCAUAUUAAAAUUGAAAAUAUGAAAGAUGAACCUUUAGAUAAACAAGUUAAAUUGGAAACAUCAGAAGUCACAGAGUAAAAAUGAUACUGUUUUUUUUUUCUAAAGCAACAAGUGAUGUGUAUAUACACGCCACAUUGUUUAUGUGAGAGCAUGUUUUACAGAAAGUAUAUACUUGUGGCUGGGUUUGUAUUCACUGUUUUAGGGCAAAGGUGGACUGAAGGAGUACAAGUGGUACGUUGAAAAUGUGGUCCGGAUGUUAGAGAAAGAACUGGUCUAUGUAUAAACAUACUUUUAACAUUUAAAUAAUUUACAAGACCAUACUGUUUGCUGAAGUAUUAUUCUGUGUAACUUCUGUGAAGUAAACUGUUUAAAGGAAUUGUGAUAGAAGUAUAUUUCUGUGAAAAAAAGGAGAGAAUUACAAAGUUAAUAUGUUACACAACAUGUAAUAAUUCAUUUUGAAACUAACAAAAGUUAAGUAUAGGAUGAGAAGCUAGGCAUAUAUCUAGUGAUGCAUUGUGAGGGAUCUCCUUUUGUUCAGUGUUUUUAUAGUUCGGCAGCUGUUAGUUAAGAUUAAAUGUGCUUAUUGUUCUCAAUUAUUUGUUUUAUAAUUUAAUUACAAAAUUAAUUUCAUGUAUUUAUCAAACUAUUAAACUUCCUUCUUAUUGGAGCCUGUGCUGUUUUUCUAGGUUUCAAAACUUUGUAAAUGAAUAAUUUAUUGUUUGAAUGAUCCUAUUUUUUAUGCCCCUGAAUCGAUAAGAUAAGGAGGACAUAUUGUAUUUGGUCUGUCUGUAUGUAUGUGAUAAAACUUUACCAUGACCAUAACACAGAAGUGCUGCUGUCUGCAGGUUCCAAUCUUCACAGGUGCUUGUACCUUUAAUCUUCAGUCUCGCCAAGUGGUCAUAGAAUCACAGAUAAAUUCAUUAAUAAUAUUGUAAAUAUUGAUCUUGGCCAUCAAAUGAAAGUGCUUUCAUCAAAAACUUAAAAUGUGCAUGCACUUUAUUGCACACUAUUUGCUAGACUCACCUUUCAGACACGAGGUCACCAAAGGGUCAUUAUGGUUAUUUGAACACAACACUAGUUUUAUAAUUCCAUUUUUAUGAAAUUUUUCUGCUUCUGCUCAGAUUAAAUAAGACUUUAUUACACAGAUGAUAACAAUUUGUGCAACAAAAAGUAAAGUAUCCAAACUGGCGAAAAUUGGUGAGAUACAUGUGUUACAAGUACAUGUAUUUACCUUUUGGGACAGCCUAAAAGGAGCUGUUUACUUCAAUAUUUUGAGGUAUAUUACUGAUGCACACUUUUAUAGUUAAGGUUAAGGUAGAGCUUUUUCUAGGUAUGUAUCAGCCACUUUUAACACAUACAUAAAGCGUAGCCAUGAGUUACAAGAAAACUUCAAUCAUGGGCAAAGUUAUUAAAAUGGUUUAUUUUAAUUACGGUAAACUUGUCAUAAAAUGUUGUUCAUUUGUUGUAAUUUAUUUAUAGAUUUUCAUGUUUUGGUUACUUUUGUUAAGACAUUUACAUGCUCAAAGAAAUCUUUAAAGAGGAUAUUUCUUUUAUCAGUGAUAUAUUUAAUUAAUUUCUUUCAUGUUGAGAUUUUCUCUUAAAAUAAGUAGAAUUGGACCUACUAUUAAUUACAUGAAAAAUAAAGUCUUGAAUGCAUUGUAAUUACUUUGAUUAUAUAUGUAAUCCAAGAAGAUUAAGUUAUUUUGAAUUCUUGAAUCUUGUGAAAUUUACUGUGGAUGCUGAUUUAAUAGUAAUCCAUUCAAAAGGUGGGAAUGUAAUUUUUCAAUAUUUGUAAUGUAGAAAGUUAAAACGUAGAAAAUACUAUUCAUAAUUUACGCUUUAUUGCUGCACUUGUUUUUAUGGCAGGUUAAUUAGAUAUUAGAUUAUGAUGAGUAUUUGUCUUCCAAAUAUUUCAUUGUAUUUCCCUUAACUAAAAGAAUAAAUUACAAAUAUAUACAUGUAGUAACAGUUUUUAGCUCGACUAUUCGAUAAGAAUAAGUAGAGCUAUUGCAGUCACCCGAGCGUAGGCGUCGGCGUAACCACUUAUGUUAAAGUUUUUGUAAUAGUUCAAAUAUUUUCAAAGUCCAUUGACAUAUGGCUUUGAAACUUUGCACACUUGUUCACCAUCAUGACCCCAACCUGUAGACAGGAGGAGGUAACUCUAUCAAGCAUUUUGACAGAAUUAUGCCCCUUUUUCGACUUAGAAUUUACGUUAAAGUUUUUGUAAUAGUUCAAAUAUUUUCAAAGUCCAUUGACAUAUGGCUUUGAAACUUUGCACACUUGUUCACCAUCAUGACCCCAACCUGUAGACAGGAGGAGGUAACUCUAUCAAGUAUUUUGACAGAAUUAUGCCCCUUUUUCGACUUAGAAUUUACGUUAAAGUUUUUGUAAUAGUUCAAAUAUUUUCAAAGUCCAUUGACAUAUGGCUUUGAAACUUUGCACACUUGUUCACCAUCAUGACCCCAACCUGUAGACAGGAGGAGGUAACUCUAUCAAGCAUUUUGACAGAAUUAUGCCCUUUUUCGACUUAGAAUUUACGUUAAAGUUUUUGUAAUAGUUCAAAUAUUUUCAAAGUCCAUAGACAUAUGGCUUUGAAACUUUGCACACUUGUUCAACAUCAUAACCCCAACCUGUAGACAGCAGGACGUAACUCUAUUAAGCAUUUUGACAGAAUUAUGCCCCUUUUUCGACUUAGAAUUUACGUUAAAGUUUUUGUAAUAGUUCAAAUAUUUUCAAAGUCCAUUGACAUAUGGCUUUGAAACUUUGCACACUUGUUCAACAUCAUGACCCCAACCUGUAAACAGGAGGAGGUAACUCUAUCAAGCAUUUUGACAGAAUUAUGCCCCUUUUUCGACUUAGAAUUUACGUUAAAGUUUUUAUAAUAGUUCAAAUAUUUUCAAAGUCCAUUGACAUAUGGCUUUGAAACUUUGCACACUUGUUCACCAUCAUGACCCCAACCUGUAAACAGGAGGAGGUAAUUGUAUCAGGCAUUUUUUUUACUAUCAAGCACUAAGAAUAGUCGAGCAUGCUGUCCUACCGACAGCUCUUGUUGUUGUUGAAGAAGUAACUGCUGAACUAGGAAGGGCAUCUGGCUUUUAUAUAUCUUUAAGACAGAACUAAACAUGAUUUUAGGCAUGUUUGAAUAUUUGCCUAAAGAUAUGACACUUUACAUAAAUAUAUGUAGUCUAAUCGUUAAAUGUCUUCAAUUUCAUGUAAAACAUGGAAAGUUAGUGAUAUUUCAGGAGAAUUUACUUUAUUUUUUAUACUGAAUAAAUAUGUGUGUUUCCUAUUUAUUAUUCUAAAUUUUUUUCACCUUGCAAUAAGAUAAACACGAAUGGUAAACUGAGUUAGGGUUUUUUGCGAGUGAACUUAUGUUCUGAUUGAAGGAACAUUUCACCAGUAUAUAGUGCUUUACUUUAUUGUGUUAUUUCUAUGUAAAUGUUGAAAUUGUAUAUUGUAUAUAUUGUUGAAGAGAGGAGAUGUUGUUUCGGUUAUCUUGACAAAAAAAGGUUCUUUUUUUCUCUGUAAUUCAACAGGUAUGACUGAAAACUUCUAUCUUACUUCUAUGAGUGAUAUUUUUUUGUAAAACUGUUGUGAAGCUUGAAGUGUGAUAGUUAACCUGUUUUGAAAACUUAUUUCUAAACUUUUUCAUACUUUCUCAGAAUAUCAUAGAAUGAUUUUGCCAGUGACAAAAAUAAUUUCAGUAUUAUAUUCAUUCCAUUUUCACACUUACAUAAAAUUUGUACACUCGUAAUACCCUUACAUUAUUCUGCACCUAUGUCUGUAACUCAAAAAGGAAUGAAAAAUACCUUAGCAUAACCUGUUUUAGACAUGCCAUAUUCAUAUAAUAUCAAUUAAAAUGAUAAAUUGUGGUAAUUAUGAAAAAUCAUAACAAUAAUUGAUGCAUAAUUAGUGAUGUACAUUUACAUUUACCCUUUUUCUGUUGCAUCAGUGCUUUUAUUUUCUGUCAAUGUGUUGUUUAAAAUGCCAAAAAAUACCAUACUAACUUGUUAGAUAUUUUCAAUAAUUUGAAGUCAAAAGGGAAAAAAAGAAAAAGAAUGUGUAAAUGCUACAUUUUUGUGCUUAUUGUUACAUGUUAGGGUGAAAGUAUGAGGGGGGAUAAUUAUGAGUGCACUUCUUUCUUAAUCUGUUUAUAUUUAGUUUGAUUUUGUUCUUAGGUCUGUUUUAUGUUUAUUUGUUAUGAAAACAAAAAAAAGAAGAUUUUUGUGCAAUGAUAUCCGGGGAACAAAUUGUUUUAUGUCAGCUGCCUCUGUUGAGGUGUCAUUUAUCCAUUUUAUGCAUGUUUUCCAUUUUUAACUUGUUAGGAGAUAAAACAUUUUAAGGUAUCAAAAUUCAUAUUUUGUUUCAGCAACCUACCUGUUCACUUAUUUUAUUGUGUCAAUUGCCAUAUUUUUUAUUUUUUUGAAAUACAGUAAGUGAAAUUAAAUUAUUGAAUAAAAUCAUGGUAUAAUUGUAACCUCCAUGUAAUUGUUUAAAAAAUUAUGAACGUGAAAAGCUUUAGCUUUUGGAUAAUUUUGAGAGCUUUUGUAUUUGGUUAUGUAAUUGUGUACCAAAUGGAAAUAACUCUAUUUGUUUCCUCAUUGUUAUCUUACUUGUUUCAGAGAUAACAAUGUUAAAAAAAAUAAAAUUUGAAUAUUUAAA